Messenger RNA from Stylophora pistillata, 1937 nucleotides. RefSeq lists its product as uncharacterized. The record is from RefSeq and is a predicted model, not a curated record. NCBI's taxonomy places the organism in Eukaryota, Metazoa, Cnidaria, Anthozoa, Scleractinia, Pocilloporidae.
CUUAAAGAAGCCUGGCAGAUUUCGCAGUGUUCACUACACACCGUUUUCUUUAUCGAAUGCGACAACUUUACUUUGCACGCUUUUUCCGAGCAUCUGUAAGGUUUUUGAUGAUGAAUGUAGAGGGGGAAGGAAUUCAAGCGAAAAUAACGUUGAAUGAUGGUUACCAAAUGCCUUUGUUCGGCCUCGGUGUUUACAAGGCUAAAGGCGAGGAUUGCCGUAAAGCAGUGAAGUUUGCACUGCAGAAUGGAUACCGCUUGAUCGAUACAGCUACUUUUUACGAAAAUGAAGCUGAAGUUGGACAAGCAAUCAAAGAGUCAGGAGUGAAGAGGGAAGACAUCUUUGUGGUGACUAAACUCUGGAAUGAUGACCAUGGAUAUGACAAAUGUUUAAAGGCUUUUAGGACAAGCCUGAAAAAGUACAAUAAAACUGUACCACAAGUUCUUAUCCGAUGGAGUGUACAGAAAAAUUACAUCACCAUUCCCAAGUCCAGUAAACAAGAAAGAAUUUUAGAAAAUGCAGACAUAUUUGACUUCACUAUCAACGAAGAAGAUAUGGAAACUUUGGAUAAUAUGCCCACAGAACAGUGCGCUAUGUUGAAGGAUGUCACCAACUGACCUUGGAGAGGUUAACGUGAAGUCUCUCAAGCCAUUCACGAACGAGAAAGCUUCUUCACUGAUCAUGAAACAGAUGCACAACUUGGAAAAUACAUGUACACUUUACUCUGUGAUUUGAUGACCCUUAGGCUCGUUUAUGAACCUUUCCAGGGACCGUAAACAAACAUGCAUGCUUUCUUCUUGAUUAAUAAAUAUUUUUUGAUCUGCUAGCCAAUGUUGAUUCGCUUAUUUCAGUAUUUUGUGAAAAUUUUGCUUAUCGAAAUUGGCGACUUUGAAGGCCGUUUUUAAUAAUAAUUCUUAGUAGGGCGCUCAGCAUUCAAAUUCCUUUCAUAUGAAUCUUGCAUCUUCCCUUUAGAUGAUGCGUACCUACAUUUCAAUUAAGGCGACAUCCUCCAACUGCUAAGUUUGUAUUCAUUAUCAUUAUCUGUUUGUUGACUAAUGCCUUCAUUUUGUUCGGAGAAUUCACAGGUUAAUUGCUUCUUUGAGUUAGUGGGGUUAAUAAUUUUUUUUCCUAAAUGAAGCGCGAUAACCAAGGUAGUUUUCUGUAAUAAAACGUUUACAGGCUAGCUUUUAUUAUCUCUUCUCAUUGACAUUGAAUUUUUGCAUAUGAAAUAGCUGUCCACACGAAGUCCAAAUGGUGGAACAUUUAGUAUUGUUCCUUGGCUACCCCUCAGUGUAAUUGCUGGGGUGUGCCGCUUGGUUCUUGUCCCCAUCUCAGACCAAAACAUGCCAUUUUCAAUUUUUGUUUUUCAGACAUGGGCCCUGUUUCUCGAAAAUUUCGUCAAACAAAAUUUACUGCAAAAAGUUUGAACUGCAUAUGAUAAAACGUCUCUUUGAUACGGCUUUAGUUGACAGAUAAUUCCAUUCAAGUAACAAAAAGUUCGGUCCAAACCGAGAAAGUUCCUCCACAACCUUUCAUGAAGAUACAUCUCUAUUUUGGGGGACACUUUUUUAAGACAAAGUGGCUCGCCCGAGGGAGAUUCUGCUCAAGGAAAGUAAGGAUAAAAGAUGGAGUGGGAGGGGGUGAGGCUGAUCUGCUGGCUCAUUGAUAUAAAGUAUUACUGAGGUAUUCAGCAAACUUUUAUUACUAAGGCUAUAGAUUCAAAGUAAUGAUGUAACGUAUUAUCGUAUUAUAAGAUAAUGGACACUGCUAAGAUAUCGUGAUGAUCUCUUGGUAAUACAGUAAUGGAACGUUCAAGUUGUUGCCGACUUUGACUUAUGGCUCAGAUAACUAUUUUAAGUCGACAAAUCCUCGUUGGAGCUUUUAAUAUUCCCUCAAGGGCUGCAAAAAAAUAAAAGCAGAAUGAGUAAAUAUUUAUCAUA